This is a messenger RNA of Eubalaena glacialis (North Atlantic right whale), 3336 nucleotides long. It is a transcript of the gene USP35, whose product is annotated as ubiquitin specific peptidase 35. NCBI's taxonomy places the organism in Eukaryota, Metazoa, Chordata, Mammalia, Artiodactyla, Balaenidae. Gene Ontology annotation, molecular function: cysteine-type deubiquitinase activity; cysteine-type endopeptidase activity. Gene Ontology annotation, biological process: protein deubiquitination. The transcript has 11 exons. Bases 251 to 3322 code for a protein of 1023 amino acids. The record is from RefSeq and is a predicted model, not a curated record. Gene Ontology annotation, cellular component: nucleus; cytosol.
GCCCCGUGGCCGCGCCGCUGAGUUGGGCUCCCCUGUUCCAGACUUGUGCAGAGCGGGUGGAGAGGUUGGGCUUUUCAGUGGCAGCAGCAUCCCUGCCGUCUGGGACCUGGCGGAGGGCGUCCCCACUCCGGGGGAAGCAAAGGACCCGCCCUGACCUAGCCUGGACCAGCCUGGUCCUGCCCGGCCUGAGCGCCCCGCCCAGGAGCUGACUUUGAGGCAGCGGCCACUGGGGUUCCAGAGCGUGGCCGCCAUGGACAAGAUCUUGGAGGCGGUGGUGACGUCAUCAUACCCCGCGAGCGUGAAGCAAGGGCUGGUGCGUCGCGUGCUGGAGGCGGCGCGGCAGCCGCUGGAGCGGGAGCAGUGCCUGGCGCUGCUGGCGCUGGGCACACGCCUCUACGUGAGCGGCGCCGACGAGCUGCCCCGCCGCGUGGGCUGCCAGCUGCUGCACGUGGCCGGCCGCCACCACCCAGAAGUCUUCGCCGAAUUUUUCAGCGCGCGCCGCGUGCUGCGCCUGCUGCAGGGGGGCGCCGGGCCGCCGGGCGCCCGCGCGCUGGCCUGCGUGCAGCUCGGCCUGCAGCUGUUGCCCGAGGGGCCCUCGGCCGAUGAGGUGUUCGCGCUGCUGCGGCGCGAGGUGCUGCGCACCGUGUGCGAGCGCCCGGGGCCCGCGGCCUGUGCGCAGGUGGCGCGGCUGCUGGCGCGGCACCCACGCUGCGUCCCCGACGGCCCUCACCGCCUGCUCUUCUGCCAGCAGCUUGUGCGCUGCCUCGGCCGCUUCCGCUGCCCAGCCGACGGCGAGGAGGGCGCCGUGGAGUUCCUGGAGCAGGCCCAGCAGGUGAGCGGGCUCCUGGCGCAGCUGUGGCGCGCGCAGCCCGCCGCCAUCCUGCCCUGCCUCAAGGAGCUGUUCGCCGUCAUCUCCUGCACAGAGGAGGAGCCACCAUCUAGCGCCCUGGCCAGUGUGGUCCAGCACCUCCCAUUGGAGCUCAUGGAUGGUGUCGUCCGGAACCUCAGCAAUGAUGACAGUGUGACCGACUCCCAGAUGCUGACUGCCAUCAGCAGGAUGAUCGACUGGGUGUCCUGGCCCCUGGGGAAGAACAUUGACAAGUGGAUCAUUGCACUGCUGAAGGGCCUGGCCGCUGUUAAGAAGUUCAGCAUCUUGAUCGAGGUGUCACUCGCCAAAAUUGAGAAGGUUUUCUCCAAGCUUCUGUAUCCCAUUGUCCGGGGAGCCGCCUUGUCUGUCCUCAAGUACAUGCUCCUGACCUUCCAGCACUCCCAUGAGGCCUUCCACCUGCUCCUCCCUCACAUCCCCCCAAUGGUGGCCUCUCUGGUCAAGGAGGACUCCAACUCGGGGACCAGCUGCCUGGAGCAGCUGGCGGAGCUGGUCCACUGCAUGGUGUUCAGGUUCCCGGGCUUCCCGGAUCUGUACGAACCCGUCAUGGAAGCCAUCAAGGACCUCCAUGUUCCCAAUGAGGACCGAAUCAAGCAGCUGCUGGGGCAGGAUGCCUGGACCUCGCAGAAGAGUGAGCUGGCUGGCUUCUACCCCCGGCUCAUGGCCAAGUCAGACACUGGCAAGAUUGGUUUAAUCAAUCUGGGCAACACGUGCUAUGUGAACAGCAUCCUUCAGGCCUUGUUCAUGGCUUCCGAUUUCAGACACUGUGUGCUCCGUUUGACUGAGAACAACUCCCAGCCCUUGAUGACCAAGCUGCAGUGGCUCUUCGCCUUCCUGGAGCACAGCCAGCGGCCUGCCAUUUCUCCAGAGAACUUUCUGUCUGCAUCCUGGACACCCUGGUUCAGCCCUGGCACCCAGCAGGACUGCUCAGAGUACCUGAAGUACCUGCUGGAUCGGCUGCAUGAAGAGGAGAAAACUGGGACGAGAAUCUGCCAAAAGCUCAAGCAGUCCAGCUUGCCCUCCCCGCCUGAGGAGCCCCCUAGCCCGAGUUCAACCUCUGUGGAGAAGAUGUUCGGAGGCAAGAUUGUGACUCGGAUAUGCUGUCUCCGCUGCCUUAACAUCUCCACCAGGGAGGAGGCCUUCACGGACCUCUCUCUUGCCUUUCCCCCGCCUGAGCGCUGCCGCCGCCGCCGCCUGGGCUCAGUGAUGCUCCCUGCAGAGGACGUCGGUGCCCAGGACCUCCCUUCGCCAUCGCGAGCCCAGGCGCCAAGCAGGGCGGCUCCUCGGAGGCAGAGGAAACACUGCAUCACAGGGGACGUUCCCCCCACCGUCCUGAACAUUGAAGGCCUGGGCCCCCAGGGCCCCAGGGGGCAGAGCAGUCAGGAGGAGGAGGCAAAGGAGGAGGAAGAGAAGGAGAAGGAGGAGGAGAAGGCGGAGAAGGAGGCAGAGAAAGUGGAGAAGGAGGAGAAGGCGGAGAAGGAGGAGGAGAAAGUGGAGAAGGAGGCCGAGAAGGAGAAGGAGGCUGAGGUGGAGAAGGAGGCCGAGAAGGAGACGGAGCCCGAGAAGGAGAAGGAGGCCAAGAAGGAGAAAGAGGAGGACGGCCUGGGCCCAGGGACCCUCAGAAAUGCUUCCGCCCCCUCUGGGGAGGGUUCCCGCUCCGUCCUGGACCUGGUCAACUACUUCCUGUCGCCCGAGAGGCUGAUGGCAGAGAACCGCUACUACUGCGAGUCGUGCGCCUCCCUGCAGGACGCCGAGAAGGUGGUGGAGCUGAGCCAGGGGCCGCGCUACCUCAUCCUGACCCUGCUGCGCUUCUCCUUCGACCUGCGCACCAUGCGGCGCCGCAAGAUCCUGGACGACGUCUCCAUCCCCCUGCUGCUGCGGCUGCCGCUGGCCGGGGGCCGGGGCCAGGCCUACGACCUCUGCAGCGUCGUGGUGCACUCCGGCGUGUCCUCGGAGAGCGGCCACUACUACUGCUACGCCCGCGAGGGUGCUGCCCGCCCAGCCCCGAACCCGGGAGCGGCCGACAGGCCCGAGCCCGACAACCAGUGGUACCUGUUCAACGACACCCGGGUGUCCUUCUCCUCUUUUGAGUCUGUCAGCAACGUCACCUCCUUCUUCCCCAAGGACACUGCCUAUGUGCUCUUUUAUCGGCAGCGGCCCCGGGAGGGGCCUGAGGCUGAGCCCGGCUCUCCCCGAGCCCGGGCAGAGCCCACCCUCCACAAAGACUUGAUGGAAGCCAUUUCCAAAGACAACAUCCUUUUCCUGCAGGAGCAGGAGAAGGAGGCACGGAGCAGGGCGGCCUACAUCUCUGCACUCCCCACAUCUCCGCACUGGGGGAGGGGCUUUGACGAAGACAAAGAUGAGGAUGAAGGCCCUCCGGGGGGCUGCAGCCCUGCAGGUGGCAGCGGUGGUGACUUCCACAGACUGGUCUUCUAAUGGGAACCCUCAUC